Messenger RNA from Pieris macdunnoughi, 477 nucleotides. The record is from the annotation of a GenBank genome assembly. Lineage: Eukaryota; Metazoa; Arthropoda; Insecta; Lepidoptera; Pieridae.
AUGGCGCCAAAAAAGAGCGUGGCUUGGGAUCAUUUUGAAGACAAGGGCAAUGACAAAGCUCAAUGCAGGUAUUGCAAAAUAGAUAUAUCAUACAAGUCCUCAGUCUCCAAUUUAACAAAACACAUAUAUAGAAAACAUGGCACUAUACAGUUAGUACCCAGGCAAGGCGUUUCAGCUGCUGCUGGUAUGACAGAGAGGCAGGCUGCAGCUUCUGUUACUGAUGCAGUAACGCAACUGCAAGGUAAUCCCGUCUCAGUUUCAUAUCCUAAUGCAGCACCUAUAUUAUCAAGGAAUUUAAUGACGUCCUAUUUACGUCAAGACUGCGCAAAAAUUAAAAAAGAUAUAGAUCGACACAUAUUAAAUCUAUUUGUUUACGAUUUACAACCAUUUUCUAUAGUGGAAGACAGGGGGUUUCGGGAACUUAUUGCGUUUGCCUUUCCUAAUUAUAUUUUACCCACCAAAAUUUUUUUCAAAUAA